AGCAGAUCUGGAAGAAAACAGAAGAAAAGAAACAAUACAGUACUAAUGUCAUCUCUGUGCUGCACACCUUAUAUCCUCUUCCAAUGUAAAACGUCUUCACUAUUUAAGAAAAGCCAGAAGUUCAAAGUUAAAAAACAACGCUAACAUUGCAAAGGGACCGGAUUUAAACCAGUUAACUCCAAGAGAGAGUAACUGCUGCUGAAGUAAAAAGGUGAGGGAGGUCCGAUGACGGCCAAAGGAAACCUCCCUGCCGCGGCGGGAUCCGUGGUUGUUCCUUACGGACACGUGGUUGGGAACGAGAAGUGGAGGGGAUCCGAGAUGGCCCGCAGGCUGCAAGGGAAAACUAAACUCGUCUUUGAAGAUGGCUUGGGACUCGUGGAUUUCCAUCUUUCCAACAGAAUCUGUGUUUUAUAUAUUUCUGAAGCAGAUUUGGUUGCAGGGGAUGAAUUCAAGCGGAGAUUGGUGCGGUUUAGGAAUGCCAGCAGCCUUGGUGGAAUUGUGAUUGUCGAAAAGACUCCAAUAAGUGAGCAGUACUUCUCAGCAGUGCAAAAGCUCGUUGUGCUGCAACUUGGAAUGGCGUUGGUUCCUGUGGCAAAUCAAGAAGAAGCGUCUCAACUUAUUACUCAACUUGUCCGUGAACAAAGUAAGGAUCACACCAGUAACCCCUUUCUGCGUAAACAGUGCUCACAGCUGGCUGAGGCGUCAGUGUUUCGGACAGUGCAACAAAUCCCAGGAGUUGGGAAAACGAAAGCUCUGCUUCUACUGCAACAGUUUGGAAGCAUCCAUCAGAUUUGUAACGCAUCUGUCAAAGAACUCGAGCUCGUAGUUGGACCAACAGUGGCACAACAAAUCCAUACAUUUUUGGGUUCCUGACUUGCAUAUUAUGCUGUUCUUGAAAAACUGCAUCUGUUUCUUGUGAAUUCUGAAGUUUUGUUCUCAACGAUAACUUACUAUGGUAAUUUCUGUAAUCUCAGCAACAACUAGAGGGUGCAGAGUAAUCACCUGGCUUGCUCUCCUCUUUAUAGCUGUUCUGGUCGUUUGGAUAUAAACUUGUACCAUCCUCCUUAGAACUGUGCUCUUUUGUGUAUUAGUUUCAGAUGAAGGUAAUGCUGUCAUACUGCCUUGGGAUUUAUGUAACUGUUACAUUACGUAACUGGUAAGAGAUCAAUUCACACUGCUGGUGUUAGUAUGUUUGUUCGUUUGUUUUUUAGGACCUUUUAAAUCAAACAUUUCUUGCACUGUACACUGCUGGGAAACACAGCUGAGUACAGUGAUUACUUCAUGUCACAAACAGCAAGGCAGUGCAGCACUUGGUAUCGGCUCCACAGUUUGCUUUAGCUGUUUAUUUCCACCUGUCUGUGUAUGACAGGGCUUCUCAAACAUCACGCUGUGUUUAGUGCUGCCUAAAUACAUCUUUGACUACACUAA
Molecule: messenger RNA, 1428 nt
Organism: Tympanuchus pallidicinctus (lesser prairie-chicken)
Lineage: Eukaryota; Metazoa; Chordata; Aves; Galliformes; Phasianidae
Gene: FAAP24
Product: FA core complex associated protein 24
Exons: 5
Coding region: 226-873 (215 amino acids)
Biological process (GO): interstrand cross-link repair
Cellular component (GO): Fanconi anaemia nuclear complex
Molecular function (GO): chromatin binding
Source: RefSeq, a predicted model, not a curated record